This is a messenger RNA of Elaeis guineensis (African oil palm), 2003 nucleotides long. RefSeq names its product E3 ubiquitin-protein ligase RGLG2. The record is from RefSeq and is a predicted model, not a curated record. NCBI's taxonomy places the organism in Eukaryota, Viridiplantae, Streptophyta, Magnoliopsida, Arecales, Arecaceae. Gene Ontology annotation, biological process: protein ubiquitination. Gene Ontology annotation, molecular function: ubiquitin-protein transferase activity. Gene Ontology annotation, cellular component: nucleus.
AAGAAUAAUAUAAUAAUAAUAACAUCAGCAGCAGUACAAGGACACGAAACGGAAUAAGCAUGGAAUAAAACCCAAGCCUGACUGCCUGAGCUGUAUGCUGAAUGGAUAUCGCUUCUAUCGGAAUAAUAUCCCAUCUCCAGGCAUUAUCGUCUCCCUCGAUUUGAUUCCCCGUGGGACGACGAAUCUGGGAGAAUUUGGAGGAGAUUUGUAGAUUUGGAGGGGGUUUGAUGGGAGGGCGAAGCUCAAGAGAGGCGAGCCCUCGGAGUAGCUUCAGGUCGGCAGGAUCGUUCCAAGAGCGGAGCCACUCGCAGGAUCAGUAUUGGAGCCAGAGGUAUCCCUAUGAAACGCCCGGGUAUCAGAAUUACCCGCCUCCGUCCCACAGCUAUGGUGAGCCGGUGCAGGCCUACCACCCGCCGCCGCCGCCGCCGCCGCAGACGCAACGUGCCGGUGGGUCGCGGCCGAGGCUGGAUCGGAGGUACUCGAAGAUAACCGAUGAUUACAGUUCUGUGGAGCAGGUCACUGAGGCUCUCGCACAAGCUGGCCUGGAGUCUUCAAAUCUUAUUGUUGGUAUUGAUUUCACAAAGAGCAAUGAGUGGACAGGUAAAUUGUCAUUCCAUGGACGAAGCUUGCAUCACAUUGGUGAUAUUCCAAAUCCCUAUGAACAAGCAAUCUCUAUCAUUGGAAAAACGUUGUCGGCAUUUGAUGAAGAUAACUUGAUCCCUUGUUUUGGGUUUGGAGAUGCGUCAACACAUGAUCAGGAUAUCUUUAGUUUCUAUCCUGAUGAGAGAUCAUGCGAUGGCUUUACAGAGGCCCUAGCACGAUACAGAGAGCUUGUCCCUCGUCUACGGUUGGCUGGUCCAACUUCAUUUGCUCCUAUUAUUGAAAUGGCUAUGACCAUUGUGGAACAGAAUGGUGGACAAUACCAUGUUUUACUGAUAAUUGCGGAUGGGCAGGUUACAAGGAGUGUAGAUACUGAAUUUGGACAAUUGAGCUCUCAGGAGCAAAUGACCGUUGAUGCUAUUGUAAAAGCUAGUGAAUUUCCAUUGUCUAUUGUUCUAGUUGGUGUUGGAGAUGGUCCUUGGGACAUGAUGAAGGAAUUUGAUGAUAACAUUCCUGCUCGAUCCUUUGAUAAUUUCCAGUUCGUAAAUUUUACGGAGAUAAUGUCGAAGAACAUGCCCCAAACCAGAAAAGAGGCAGCAUUUUCUCUUGCAGCGUUGAUGGAAAUACCUUCACAAUAUAAAGCAACAUUAGAACUGGGAAUCUUAGGUCGUUGUUCAUCUAAGUCUCCGGAGAGGGUUCCUCUUCCCCCACCUAUUGGGGGUUAUGGUACAUCUUCCUCUGGUUCUAAAACUUUCCAGAAACCCAGUUUCCAGAAGAAUGCACCACCUUAUUCUGGAUAUGAUACUACACCUGGCAGAGCUCCUACUGCGCCAAGUGCAUCAUUAGACAAUCAGCUUUGCCCUAUUUGUUUUACAAACCCGAAGGACAUGGCUUUUGGUUGUGGGCACCAGACUUGCUGUGAUUGUGGCGAGGGCCUUGAGUUAUGUCCCAUCUGCCGAAGUCAAAUUCAUACAAGAAUAAAGCUUUAUUAAUGUGAUCAGCAUUUAUGGAGGGUGCAAAAUAUGUGGUCAGUAUUUAUGGCAAUUUACGCGGCCGGUGCUGCUUCUAAUGCGCAAUGGUUGAGGCUUCAUGAACGCUGUUUGGGGUUCUUGGCUCCAGUUGGCUGCGUUUGAAUCAGUCAAAGUAAUCUUUCCCCGUGUUAAGGUAUGGUGUUGCGGUAAUCUGGAAUUAUGUACAUAAAUAACCCUUAGGCCAAAAUUUAGGUCGAGAGAAUUCUUUUCAAAUUGUUUCUACUUAUGGUACUGUUUGUCUCAAGGUUGCAUUAUGUUUCGUCGUACUAAUAACCUUUUUUUUUAGCUGUCUGUAUCAUUAGAAGAUGCUUGUUUGUGGCAUGUUGGUUGCGAUUCUAGCCGAUCAAAAUAAGGAUAAUUUUGAUGAGUUUA